GCAUUAGAUUAAGGUUCUUUCCUUCUACUUCACUUCCUUCAAAGACUUGUUUGUGUCCUAAAGAGAGCUUGUAAUGGCUAGUUCUGGGGUCCUUGUGGGGUGGUUGGUGCUUAUGUGCAUGGUGUUGUGUGGUCUCCAGGCCCAGGCAGCAGUGACUUGUGGGGAUGUGGUGAGGAAUCUGACCCCAUGCAUAUCUUACGUAUCAAACGGUGGCAGCAUUCCACAGACAUGCUGCAAUGGGAUCAAGACCCUCUACAGUGCAGCUCAAACCACAACUGACCGCCAGACUGUUUGCAAGUGCAUCAAAUCUGCUGUUAAUGCCUAUGGAAACCAGUACUCCAACUACAACCUUGACCUUGCGGCUGGACUCCCUGGAAAAUGCGGUGUCAAUAUACCUUACAAGAUCAGCCCCUCUACUGAUUGCGACAAGGUGAACUGAUGCACCAAGGAACGUUCAUUCUCAUCAGGGUUCAGGAUCUAGUAAAAGCUUAAAAUAAGUGGGCGUCGGAUCCACCUAGAGCUUUUGUAUAGACUAGAAGCUCUCUUUUGCACUGGUAGUAGUCCUCAGGUGGAUGGAACUCUAUUGUAAUUGGUGUUGUUUUUAGAUGGUCCUGGUGAGAACAAAAUAUUAAGUUUGGUGUCUGUAUCUGCCCUAUCCGUCUAAACUAUUAAUGAUUACGUCUGAAGUUCUACCAUGACCCUUCUGUUUCU
Molecule: messenger RNA, 711 nt
Organism: Rubroshorea leprosula
Lineage: Eukaryota; Viridiplantae; Streptophyta; Magnoliopsida; Malvales; Dipterocarpaceae
Source: the annotation of a GenBank genome assembly